Anarrhichthys ocellatus (wolf-eel) is the source of this 1760-nucleotide messenger RNA. It is a transcript of the gene rasd4, whose product is annotated as rasd family member 4. Gene Ontology annotation, molecular function: GTP binding; GTPase activity. The coding region runs from base 351 to 977 and encodes 208 amino acids. The transcript has a single exon. Lineage: Eukaryota; Metazoa; Chordata; Actinopteri; Perciformes; Anarhichadidae. The record is from RefSeq and is a predicted model, not a curated record.
AGGCAUAAAAGGCAGCUGUGGGGACCGGACGCGCAGGAGCGAUUUUAAAAAGGAGCUUUGACAGAGAACCACCAGUUAAAAAAAAAAGAAGAAGAAACAAGCAAGUGAAACAAAGCAAGAAAGGAAGCUCAAGAUGAGGACUCACAAGAAACUGCUGUAAGAGAGAUAUUCAAGGAAAUCUAUUUAGAAAGGUUGAAGUCAGUGACAGGUGUUUUCAUUUGCAGUGUCAGUUUUAUAACAGCUGUUGUAGCCGCUGUGGAAGUGAGUCGAUUUGAGAUAGUUUUUUUGGGACAUCCCCUCCACAAAGAAAAAGCAGCAUUGGGACAUCCCCUCCACAAAGAAAAAGCAGCAUGUCUCUGGAGGUGAAGGAGAAGACGCAGGUGCGACUAGUCUUUCUGGGGGCAGCAGGAGUGGGCAAGACGGCCCUGAUCCAGCGCUUCCUCCAAGACACGUUUGAGCCCAAACACCGGCGCACAGUGGAGGAGCUGCACAGCAAGGAGUAUGACAUCGGCGGGGUCAAGAUCACAGUGGAGAUCCUGGACACCAGCGGCAGCUACUCCUUCCCGGCCAUGCGCAAGCUCUCCAUCCAAAACAGCGACGCCUUCGCACUGGUGUACGCCCUGGAUGACGCCGAGUCACUGGAGGCCGUCAAGAGCCUCCGGGAUGAGAUCAUGGAGAUCAAGGAGGACAAGAACAUGCCGAUCGUGGUGGUGGGGAACAAGUCGGACCGGGAGCAGGAGCGUCAGGUGUCCAAUAAGGACGUACUGUCGACCGUGGAGCAGGACUGGAACAACAGUUACCUGGAGACGUCGGCGAAGGACAACACCAACGUGGUGGAGGUGUUCAAGGAGCUCCUGCAGCAGGCAAACCUUCCCAGCCGCCUCAGCCCGGCGCUGCGUAGACGCAGGGAGACCUUUCCAAAAGACACAGACUUUCGUCCGCCCAUGAACAAGACCAACAGCUGUAUUCUGUCCUAGUGAUAGACAGGAGGAGGAGGAGUGUUGGUUUGUCUCACGAAGGGACAAGAGAUGAGAGCACUCGGAGAAAGAGAUUGAAGAGAAAAGCCUGGACUUAAGUCCGCGGGGGCGUUAAGUGACUGAGAUAAAGGAUUGUGGACCAGCUAAGGACACUUCAGGGUUCAAAAACUGAGAGGAACAGAAAGUGAGGAGGUGAAGGGUAUUAAGACUUGACCUGAACUGACUGCCAGUGGGGGAAAAAAAAAAAAAAAAAAAAAAGGACGCCGCAUUAAUUACUCAGUUGUUCACUCAAUGUAAUGUUGUUGCUGCUUAUUUGGUGACAUGCUGCUGGUGUGUAGAUCAAUGUAUACCUUUUGAUAUUUUAAAUUGAACUGUUCACUUGCAUAGAGAUUUGGACUGUUGCCAACAGAUUGUUUACUGCGGUAUGUGUAGAAGUUGUAUGUCUCACGUAAAUUGUUUUGAUUUAAUAAUUCAGUGUAUGUAGCACAUCAUCAUGUUUACAUUUUGUUUUGUAUUCAAUUCCAAUUUGCCAGAGCGUGAUAUUACCUGUUUAAAAAAAAAAAAAAAAAAAAAAAAAAGUGGUGAAAUGCAAAUAUAAACUGUUGAUGCACUUGUCAUUUUCUAAAUGACCGUUCAAAGUGUUUUUCUUGUUCAUAAUUUGGAUUUUUUUUUUUUUUUUAAACAAUGGCAUAUUCUGACAAAUGUUAUAUUGCCGUUUCUUUAACAAAUGUAAGUGGAAUGUGUAUCUAACUGUGUAAUAAAAGAUAUAAGCAUAAAAAAAAA